AUGAAGAGAACACUGCUGGACUUGGCCAUGUUGUUUUUGACCUGGCUGCUUCUCCUUGGGUCUACCUUCCAUCAAGGCCUGGGUUCCUGGAAGGUGAAUAACCCUGAAACUGUUCAGGGUGUCAGUGGCUCCUGUGUGGAAAUCCCCUGCACUUUUACCUUUCCUAAUAAUGUGAACACAAAUCAAGGCAUUAUUGCCAUCUGGUAUCGAGACUUUGCAGAUCCUGAAAGAAAGACGGUGGUAAGCCAUUCUGCAGACCCAGCACAGGUGGGGUCAAGGUACCAAGGCCGGGCUGUGUUUCGGGGCAACACUGAGCAGAAGACCUGUAAUCUACUGAUGCGGGAGCUCAGUCCCAAGGACAAUGGGGACUAUACCUUCCGAUUUGAGAUCAUCGGGGGAGACAAAUGGUCUGCCAAGAGGAGCACCACGAUUAAAGAUGAGCUUGUGUCUCUGUGUUCCAUUUCCACCCCAGAUGAACCCGGCAGCCCCACCAUUACCUCCCCUGCUCAUCUUCGGGAAGACACCCAAGUCACCUUCAAUUGUUCUACUCCCUACGUGUGUCCUGAAGACAAGAGCUCCCUUUCUUGGCAUGGUCAGGAUCCUGUGCGCUCCAACACUAGUGAGCUCCAAGUACUGAAACCCACUGGGGUCAUCUACCAACAAAGCCUCAGCCUUGCCUUAUCCUGGCACGACCAUGGCCGGCCGCUCAGUUGCCAGUUCUCUGGGGCAGGGAAGCAGAGCCAGAGGGAGAUCCGCCUCCAGGUGCAGUUUGCCCCCAAAGGAGUGAAGGUCUCUCUAAAGCCCUCCACGCAGAACAUCCACCUAGGGGAUUCCUUUACCCUCACCUGUCAAGUCAAUAACAGCUACCCUAAGCCCACCAUCUUCAGGUGGUUUAAAGAUGGCGCCCUCUAUAAUGCCGAUCAAGAAGUGCUCCAGGUGAGCAAGGCCACAUGGGAGGACCACGGGCGCUACUCCUGCGAGGCGGAGAAUCCCUUGGGCGCUGGAAAAGCCGACCCCAUCGCUGUCCCUAUCUUUGAUCCCCUGAUCCAAGUGCACCCUCCAGGAACCAUCCAGGAAGGGCAGGCGGUGUCUCUCACCUGCACCCUGCCUGGGGGGGACAGCCAGAACGCCUCCUACAGCUGGUUCAAGAACAACGUGUGGAUCGAGGACGUGGCCGUCCGGACCCUGGCGUACGCCCGAGUCAGCAGCGCCGACUCCGGCUUCUACUUCUGCACGGUGAAGAAUCCCAUGGGGGUCAAGUCUUCCCCACCCACUAACCUGGUGGUCACCUAUCCCCCGAGGGUCCCUGUGCUCACCUCCUUCCUGGAAACCCAGAGGGCCCAGAGAGCCAUCAUCCACUGCUCCGUGGACAGCGAGCCCCAAGCCAACCUGACCCUGUGGCACGGCGGCCGGCCGCUGGUCUCCUCGACCUCCCAGGACACUCCCGAUCAGCGCUUCAGCGUCACCAGCGGCCACAACUCCCUGCGUCUGAGCAUUCGGGGCCUGGAGGCCGACGAUGGCGGGGACUACACGUGUGAGGCCGUCAACGUCCUCGGGAAGGCCUCCUUCAGCCACAAGUUCAGGGCUGACACAGCCUGGGUUGAAAUCCAUCCAGCGUCCCAGGUGGUGGAGGGCCAGGAAGUGACGCUGAGCUGUGUGACCACCCGCGGGGACCGGCCCAAUGCCCUCUAUACCUGGUACCGGAAUGGCGAGAGGCUGAAGGAGGGGCCCCUUGGCCUCCUCACCUUUCCCAGGGUGCUCAGCGCCAACUCGGGCUCCUAUCACUGCCAGGCCCAGGACAGCCUGGGCAGCAGCCGGACCUCGCCUCCCGCCACCCUUACUGUUAUCUACCCCCCGCGACAGCCUUCGCUCACUGCCUUGGUGGCCCCGGAGGCCGGGAGGCUGGGCCUCCUCUCGUGCACGGUGGACAGUGACCCGGUGGCCGACCUGAGGCUGCUCCGAGGAGACCAGCUUGUGGCCGCCUCUCGGGACGAGGGCCGAGGGGGGCCGAGGCGUCCCCGGGUCCGGGCAACCUCCGGGCCCAAUUCCCUCCGCGUGGAGAUCCGCGACGUGGUGCUGGAGGACGAGGGGGAGUACACGUGCGAAGCCACCAACAUGCUGGGCAAUUCCACAGUCUCCACGGCGUUUGAGACCCAGAGUACCCGGCUCAUCAUCUUUCCAUCAGCUACCGUGAAGGAGGGAAGAGGGGUCAAUCUGACCUGUGUUGUGACCCGGGAGUCCAACAAUAGCACCACAAAUUUCACUUGGUACCGGAACGGGGCCCCGUGGGCCCAGGGAUCACAAGGAACUGUGGUCCUUCAGCCUGUGACUAGGACACAUGCCGCCCUGUACUCCUGCCAUGUCAGCACCCAAAUAGGGGAGAGACGCUCCCCUGCAGUGGCUCUACAAGUGCUGUACCCUCCAGAUUCCCCCCAUCUCUCUAUCUUCCUGGACACCAUUGGGGACCAAGGGGCCGUGUUCCAUUGCACUGUCAAUAGCAGCCCCCCUGCAUCAAUGACCCUGUUCCAUGGUGAGAAGUUGGUGGCAUCCAGCCUUGGCUCCAAGACUUUGGAAGGCAGGCAAUUCCAGGUAGAGGCUAGCCCUAACUCCCUCAGGAUGGAAAUCAAGGACCUGAGACUAGAGGAUGCUGGGAACUACCAAUGCCGGGCCACUAAUGCUCAUGGCUCAGCCAACACCACCAUUUUUUUUCAAGUUCAUAGUGCUUGGGUCCAGGUAUCGCCCUCCUUGGAGGUCAAGGAAGGGGAGGCGGUGUCCUUGAGCUGCAAAGUGACAGGUGGGGCUCCCGAUGGGACCACCUAUCACUGGUACCGCGACAGUCGGCACCUCCCAGAGUUCAUCGUUUCCACGCUCCACUUUCCUUCCAUCACCGCUGAGCAGGGGGGUGCCUACCACUGUCAGGCCCGGGCCCCAGGGGGGGCCACCAGUCUGGCCUCCCCCGUCAGCCUUCAUGUGUCCUACCCCCCACGACAGCCUACCCUCACCGCCUUGCGAGGAUUGGGGGCUGAGAGGCUGGGCCUCAUCCUGUGCCAAGUGGACAGUGAUCCCCAGGCCCAGCUGAGGCUGCUGAAGGGCGACCGGCUCCUGGCCUCCUCCCAAAGCAGCGUCGGAGUCGACUCUUCUCGAGUCACUCGGGCUUUCAAUGGCCUCCGGGUGGAGAUCCCAAAUGUGAAGCUUGAGGAUGAAGGCGAGUACACCUGCGAAGCCAGCAACAUCUUUGGGACUGCGUCAGCUUCUGUGGCCUUCAGUGCUGAAACCGUGGUGGUCCAGGUGCUGCCCUCUCUGACCGUUCGGGAAGGCCAGUCUGUGAACUUGACUUGUGUGGUCUCAACUGCCGUUGUUACCCAGCUCAACUACACGUGGUACCGGAAUGGGCAGUGGGUGGGUGGAGGCUCUGGCUCCUCCUCCAUCUUCCUCCCCAGUGUUUCCGCAGCUGAUGCCGCUUCUUACCGCUGUGCUGUGGAUACUGAUGAAGGAGGAACACGCCUCUCCUCCCCCAAGAGCCUCUCUGUUCUCUACCCACCUCGGGCGCUGCGUCUGACAUCUCUGCUGGAGAGCCAGGCAGGACAGCCAGCCGUGUUGCUGUGCACUGUGGACAGCCAGCCUCCGGCCACGCUGGCUUUGAGUUGGGCUGGUCAACUCCUGGCCUCGUCUUCCACCGGGCAAGCCAGAAUGGGGGCAUCCUCUACCCCCAAUACCCUUCGCCUUGAGCUCCAGGAGCUGAAGGCCCCUGGGAGUGGCCUCUAUUCCUGUUUUGCUAAGAACUCUCUGGGCCAGGCAAACACUUCCUUGGAGCUACACCUAGAAGUCACCAGAGUGUCCAUAGCUCCGUCCAAUGAGGUGCCUGAGGGGAUACCUGUCAGCCUGACGUGUGAGGACCCUGCUGCCAAGCCACCCACAGUCUAUACCUGGUAUCACAAUGGCCGUUGGCUCCAGGAGGGGCCCUCUCGUGUCCUCCAGCUCCCUGGCACUACCAGAGCCCAUGAUGCCGGUGCCUACUCCUGCACUGCUCGAGACGCCCGGAGUGUCCGAAGUUCCCAGCCUGCUGCUCUGCGACGUCUAUAUGCCCCUAGAGAUGCGUUCCUGACCUCUUUCUUGGAUACCCGGGCUGGUCGGCUGACUGUGUUGCAGUGUACCGUGGACAGUGAGCCUCCCGCAAAGCUGAGUCUGUCCCAUGAUGGCGAGCUGGUGGCUUCUGGUCAGAGUCCCCUUGGGUCACUGGUGGGGAGAAGCCGUGUCCACACUACCCAUAAUACCCUUCGUCUGGAGCUGUGGCACGUCAAUUUGGAGGAUGAGGGAGACUACCUCUGCUCUGCCCAGAAUGCUCUUGGCUCCAUCACUACCACCGGACAGUUACAGGGAGAAGGUCUUCGCAUCACAGUGGAGCCAGGCUUGGAGAUUCAUGAAGGAGAUUCCCUCAACAUGACCUGUCUGCUGACCAGCCAGGUCCGAGAAGAGAACACCACUUACACGUGGUUCCGGAAUUCCCGAUGGUUGCAGGAGGGUCCAGAGCCUACACUCAGGUUUUCCCAGGUGGCCAGUGAGCAGGCUGGGGUGUACCAAUGUCAUGCUAAAGGGGCCUUGGGGAGUGUCUCCUCAGCCCCCGUCAGCCUCAAAGUUUUAUAUGCACCACGGAAACCUGCUGUGACUUUUUUUCUAGAGCCAGAGACUGGUCUCUGGGGAAUCCUGCACUGUCAUGUGGAUAGUGAGCCCCGGUCUGAGCUGGCCCUUUAUCAUGGAAGCCAGUUUAUUGCUUCUACCCAUCCUGGAAGCCGUCAUCCUCCCCACUUUCAAGUAUCAACCUCCUACAAUACCCUGAGGGUGGACAUCCAGGAUAUGAGUUCCACAGAGCAGGGAGAUUAUGUAUGCUUGGCAUCCAAUGCUCUGGGUUCUGCUUCAUCUUCUGUGUACCUUGGAACAAGAGUUCUUGACCACUUGAACCAGUAUCAUCUGCUCUUUAUCAUCUUCAUGGUGCUGUUUUGCUGCCUAUUACUGCUCUUGGGUGUGGCGACCAUUCACAUCUGGAAAAGGAAAAACCUCUUCUAUAAGUUGAAUGCAGAUGAGAACCUAGUAGAGAUGGCUUCCCAGAAAGAGAAACUUCAGGUGAUCACACAACAACCAUGAGCAGUGGACUUUGCCCCGGUGGCUCCUAAAGAGUUUGUGAGUUCCCUGAUCCCACAAAUUUUCUUGGGAGCUGGAGAAAGUCACCACUUCCUCUUCUUUGGAGAAGACAGCCCCCUUCCAGAGGAUGUCAACCCAUGUUCCAGCUUGCCGCAAGACAUACAUUGACCUUGAUGGAGCUGUUCCAAGUCCCAAUUCCAUGUUCACACAUAAGGAAUAAGAAGACAACCUAGAACCAACCUGGAAAUCCCUUUAAAGUCUAUUGAACUGGCAGGGAAAUAAAAUACAAGUAAACAACAUG
Messenger RNA from Antechinus flavipes (yellow-footed antechinus), 5440 nucleotides. RefSeq names its product sialic acid binding Ig like lectin 1 (gene SIGLEC1). The record is from RefSeq and is a predicted model, not a curated record. Lineage: Eukaryota; Metazoa; Chordata; Mammalia; Dasyuromorphia; Dasyuridae. The transcript has 22 exons. The coding region runs from base 1 to 5142 and encodes 1713 amino acids.